This is a messenger RNA of Lacerta agilis (Sand lizard), 846 nucleotides long. It is a transcript of the gene DAZAP2, whose product is annotated as DAZ associated protein 2. NCBI's taxonomy places the organism in Eukaryota, Metazoa, Chordata, Lepidosauria, Squamata, Lacertidae. The record is from RefSeq and is a predicted model, not a curated record. Bases 149 to 673 code for a protein of 174 amino acids. The transcript has 4 exons.
CUCGAACGUAACCCCUCUCAUCGGGGCUGCAGCGACGACGACGACAACAACAAGGAAGUGAUUGAGCGAGAAGAACCGCCGCCGCCGAAGCCGACAGUCGCCGCAAUCCUCCGCAGCUUACCGAGCCGUCUUUCCCGGCGCCGCCAUCAUGAACAGCAAAGGUCAAUAUCCUACACAGCCUUCCUACCCGGUUCAACCUCUUGGUAAUCCAUCAGUCUUCCCACAGACCAUACAGCUUCCUCAGGCUCCACCUUACACCGAGGCCCCUCCAGCUUACUCUGAACUCUACCGCCCAACUUUUGUGCACCCCGGAGCUGCCACUGUACCUACCAUGUCUGCAGCUUACCCUGGUGCUUCCCUGUAUCUUCCUAUGGCUCAAUCCAUGGCUAUGGGUCCAAUGGGAUCUUCAGUUCCCCUGGCAUUUUACCCGGUGGGCCCAGUCUAUCAUCCUGGGUCCACUGUUCUUGUUGAAGGGGGCUUCGACGCUGGAGCAAGGUUUGCAACUGGUGCCCCUGCUAAUAUUCCUGUUGCUGUUUUUCUCUUCCAGCCCCCGCCUCCAGGCUGCCCCCCCAACGCGGCCCAGCUGGCUGUCAUGCAGGGUGCCAACGUUCUAGUGACGCAACGGAAGGGCAACUUCUACAUGGGAGGCUCUGAUGGCGGCUACACCAUCUAGUGAAAGGAGGGGGGGGCUACAUUGGUGUAAAGGAACGACAUCACAUACUGUCAGCACUUCUCACAAUGUAACCGCUUUAGUCGUAUUAACCUGGAGUUGCAGUUUAGACACAUGAUGAUGCGGGGUGUCUUCCUGGUGCCCUGACCCUUCAGGCACUUUUUUUCUUUUUAAAA